Molecule: messenger RNA, 1877 nt
Organism: Anthonomus grandis grandis
Lineage: Eukaryota; Metazoa; Arthropoda; Insecta; Coleoptera; Curculionidae
Product: cytochrome P450 9e2-like
Exons: 6
Coding region: 87-1700 (537 amino acids)
Molecular function (GO): oxidoreductase activity, acting on paired donors, with incorporation or reduction of molecular oxygen; heme binding; monooxygenase activity
Source: RefSeq, a predicted model, not a curated record
UCGGUUAAAGUGUUUAUUAUGAUCAGGCUGCCGUGUAAAUAGCCAGUGAAGUUUCGCGAAUACUCGACUCAAUUUAGAAUUUAACAAUGAUUCCAUUUUUACUAGUUGGAAUAGUGGUAUUAAUCGCCUUAUAUGUCUACUACCAGAAAACCUACAGGUAUUGGCAGAGGAUGGGUGUACAGCCAGUAUCCAACUACCCAUGCAUAUUUCUUGGGGACUUUUGGCCAAUUUUCCUUGGCCAAAUGAAUUUUAACGAUAUUAUGGACAAGUUUUACUAUAAAAGACCCACUGCAAGAUACGAAGCCGUAUACCAUCUAAUGACCCCCUCCUUAAUGAUUAGGGAUUGUGAACUCAUAAAGCAGCUCUUAGUCAAAGAAUUCGACUCUUUUACCGAUCAUUUUGACUUUGCCCCAUCGGAUGGACCUGAUGGAAUAUGGGGCCAAAACCUCCUCAAUUUAAAGGGCAAUAAAUGGAAGGAGAUGAGGUCAGUGCUAUCAGGGGCGUUCACUAGCAGCAAAAUGAAGGUUUUAUAUGGACUUAUAUCGCAGACCUCUGAGAAUUUCGUGGAGUAUUUUAAGGAAAGGGAGGAGGAGGAGGUGAUUGAGGUUGAAUUUAGGGACUGUUUUAGAAGGUUAAUGACGGAUAUCGUCGCUACUACCGCCUUUGGGAUCAAGGUUGACUCCUUAAGGGAUAGAAAUAAUGAAUUUUACGAACUAGGGAAGAAAGUUACGAAUUUUCAAGGAUUUGGCGUCGUUAUUAAGUUUUUUUUGUCGUUUUUGUUUCCGAAGCUCGCAUGGCAAUUGAACAUUGGACUUUUCCCCAAAGAUGCCACUGAAUACUUUUAUAAGGUGAUCGAUGAAACUUUAACUGCAAGAGAAAAACAAGGUAUUAUACGUCCUGACAUGCUUCAUUUACUCCUUCAAGUCAAGCACCGUUCGCAGCAGGAAGAGAAAACCGCCCCCAGUAAUCAAGAUGGAUUCGCAGUAGUAAAAGAGGAUUCGUUAAACUUCGGCAAUUCCCAAAAAACGAUCCAAAUCACCAACAAAAAUAUCGUUGCUCAAGCACUGACAUUUUUUGUCGCGGGCUUUGAGACAACUUCGAACGCCAUGUGCUUUACCGCUUACGAACUCGCAGUCAAUCCAGAAAUCCAGGAGAAAUUAAGAAAGGAAAUUGAGAAGACUUUGCAAGAAAAUGACGGGAAAAUUGAUUAUGAGGCUCUGAUCGGGAUGAAAUAUCUGGAUAUGGUAGUUACAGAAUCCUUAAGAAAAUGGCCUCCGAUCAUGGCAACUGACAGGGUGUGCGUGAAACCGUUUACUAUAACACCCACAAACACCAACGAAAUCCCCAUAACUGUACAACCAGAACAAAGAAUCCUAAUUCCGUUCCAGAGCAUCCAAAGGGACCCAAACCACUUUCCGGAUCCAGAAAAGUUCGAUCCAGAACGUUUCUCCGAUUUAAAUAAACACACUAUCCACCCCUACAGUUUCUUGAGCUUCGGGGUAGGUCCUAGGGGUUGUCUCGGGUCCAGAUUGGCUCUCCUUGAUAUUAAGACUAUACUGGUAUGGAUUUUAAGGAAUUUCCAGAUUGUCGCCACCGAUAAGACGCCUGUGCGUUUGGAGUUGGAUAAGAAGGCCAUCAGUACCAGCGUCAAAGGGGGUUUUCCUCUUGGAUUGAAACGAUUAAACCAGAAUAACUCCUAACUUAAAUAGAUAUCUCUGCGGUGUUUUUUUUACUAUUUUUCUCUUAACAGCAAUGAUUUUAAAUUAUUAAUUUAUUGCCUGUAAACAAUAAAAUACUAAUCUCAGCUGUGUUCUGGCAUCAAAAAUGUUUUUCUCAAUAGUAAUUUUAACCAGGAAUAAAUUCAUUAUCUUAGCAGA